AACAGAAACAUAACAUUUGGUUCUGAAUUUCCCGAUGAUUAUCUAUCAUCAGAACAAACUUCUUUUUAGCUUUCUUCCUUUGACCCUCUAAAUUCUUUUCUCAUGGCCGAUGGACUUGUUCCAUCGGUUCUUGGUUCCUUGAAUUCCAUCCUCCUAUCCGAGCUAGGAUCCGUGUUGUCCUGUUGCCAAGAGCUACAAGACCUUUCUAGUGCAUUCAAAGCCAUUCAAGCCGUUCUUCGCGAUGCUGAGAGGAAACGGAGAAAGGAAGAAGCUCUGAGUGACUGGCUGGAGAAGAUCAAAGAUGUGGCCUACGACGUUGAAGACUUGCUGGACCAGUGCAAAGCCGAAUCCCUCAGACAUGACAAUGAAGAGAGCAGAAUCCCACCUUUUGCAAAGCGGGUAUGCAACUCUGUCUUACGUACUCUUAAUGUCGAUGAAACAGUCGAUGAACUGGGCUUUCAUGUUAAAUUGGGCAUUGAGAUGGGGCGUAGAUUAAAAAAUGUUAGAGAAAGGCUCAAUGCUAUAUGUAGAGAGAAGUCUAACUUUCAUUUGGAAGAAAGCAUAGAUAGCAAGAUGGAGAUGGUGGAGAGAAAAACUAGUUCCUUGGUUGAUGAAACGGAGAUUAUUGGUAGGACUCCAGAUAAGGAAAGGAUCAUACGCUGGUUGUUAAAUGAUAUUAAUCAUGUCAGUAAUGACAUUCCCGUCAUUUCUAUAAUUGGUUUAGGGGGAGUAGGAAAGACUGCUCUCGCUCAAUUAAUAUAUAAUGACCAGCUAGUUAUUGGGCACUUCUCGAAAAUGAUGUGGGUCCAUGUUUCAGAUAAUUUUAAUGAGACUAAGAUUUGUAAUGCAAUCAUUGAAUCGGCAGAGGGUCGACCUGCCCCUGGUUUCUCGGAAUGGCAAAUGGUGCAAAAUCAUCUACGGAAAAUCUUGAUAGGGGAGCGAUUUUUAGUUGUGCUUGAUGACAUCUGGAAUGAAGAUGAAGACAAGUGGAAUAAAUUGAGGCUUCCUUUGAAAUAUGGAGAUAUUGGAAGUAGAAUUUUGAUCACGACUCGCAAUGAAGGCGUGGUUAAAAUUAUGCGCGGCACGAAAAUGCAUGAACUAGCGCCCCUAUUAGAAAGGGAUUCUUGGUCAUUGUUCAGUCAUAUUGCUUUUGGGGAAAUAAAUACAGAGGAACGUGCAGAGUUGGAACAGAUUGGCAAAGAAAUUGCUAGAAAGUGUGACAGAUUACCUCUUAUUAUAAAGAGAAUAGCAAAUGCAGUGCGUUUCAAGAGGACGAGAAGGGAGUGGGAGCAUGUGUUGGAGAGUGAAACAUGGGAUUUUCCAAAUGUUACAAGAGGUCUUCAAUUAAGCUAUGAAAAUAUGCCUCCUUACUUGAAGCGUUGCUUUGCCUUUUGUUCUAUAUAUCCUAAGGAUCAUGUUAUAGAGAGGGAGACAUUAAUCAAGUUGUGGAUGGCCCAGGGCUUUCUUCCAGAGGAAAGUACAGCAAUGGAAGGUAUAGGCGAUGGGUAUUUUUACGAAUUAAUAGGGCGAUCCUUGUUUGAUGCUCCAAUUACAGAUUGCUUUGGCAAUAUCAUGCACUGUAAGAUGAUGGAUAUUGUUCAUGACUUCUUCCAAACUGUCGUGAGAGAAUGCCAUACCAUGAACAUGGAAUUGUCGAACAGCAUCCCCCUGCAUGUGCGCCAUGUCUCAUUGAAAUGCAGUAAAGAUUUCUCAUCAAUUCCGGGAAGCUUGUGCAAAGCCAAGAAUCUGCGCACGCUCCUGUUCAUUGGGUGGUCAACAAUCACUGUGCUGGCUGAUGAUUUUUUUGAAAAUUUCAGGUGCCUCAGAGCAUUAGAUUUGAGUGGUACAAACUGUUCCCAUAUUCCCAAGUCCUUGAAGGACUUGAAACUUUUAAGAUACCUCAACUUAUCUACUGCUCAAGUAGAGUUGCUUCCUGAAUUCAUAUGCGGACUGUAUUCGUUGCAAACCUUGAUACUUAAUGCGUGCCGCCGAAUCUCUAUACUUCCCGAAAAGAUGUGGAAACUUGCGAGGCUUAGACAUCUGGAAAUUGAAAGUACCUCGCAAUUGCAGGCUUUACCCCAUUGGAUUGGGAGGUUAACUUCCCUUAGAACAUUGUCAAAGUUUAUUGUUGGGGAAGGGAUGGAAUGCAGGAUUGGGGAACUUAAAAACCUCAAUCUCCUCCAAGGAAAGUUAGCGAUAUACCAUUUGGAGAGGGUGUUAAAUGAGGGUGACGCCAAGGAAGCAGAACUAAUGAAUAAGAAACACCUUCGCCAUUUGGAAUUGUAUUUCAUUGGCUGGGGACUGUCAGCACCAUUGCUUGGAAGUUCAGUAGUGUCAGUCGGGAUUAAAGUAAAGAUCAAUGAGGGCGUGUUGGAAGGCCUUCGGCCCCAUGCAAACCUAGAAGAACUGAAAAUAUCGGGUUACAUGGGAUUGAAGUUCCCGGGAUGGAUGGAAGAUGCAUCGUUCUCCAAUCUAGUUAAUGUGACUCUUCGUAACUGCCAUCACUGCAUAAAACUACCAGCACUUGGGACACUACCAUACCUUAAAUACCUUACCAUAGUAGCAAUGGCUAAGGUGGAAUUCAUCGGUCCAGAGUUCUACGGGAACAACGAUAGUAGAGACGUAACAGGUGCAGCUCCAGCAUUCCCCAAGUUGGAGACACUCGUUUUGAUGGGAAUGGCUACUUUGAGGGAGUGGGCUGGAAGACCAGAUGGAGGAAUGCCGUCUCUCCUUGAACUACGUAUUGCAAAAUGUCCCAUGUUAAUGAAAGUGCCCUUAUUCCGUCAUGGUAAACUGUGGAAAGUGGAUAUUGAAUUACCAAGCACCUACUGGACAUCGUGCAUUUCAGAAUCUGUCGAGUGUUUGGUUGUAGACGACAUCAGAGGCAGCCAUCAUGUGUUAAUCAGAAACAACGUAGACGGCAUCAGAGGCAACCAUGUGUUAAUCGGAAACAACGUAGACGGCAUCAGAGGCAACCAUGUGUUCAUCAGAGACAGCGAUGCGCUCCACAUCAAAGACAUCGAUAUGAUCCACCUGCCGUUAUCUAACAACCUCAAGCACUUGGUGAUUAAAAACUCACCAUAUUUUGAGCUCCCCGCUGGGAUACAAAAACUCCGUGGGCUCCAGAUACUCCACGUUACAGACUGCCGAAAACUGACACAUCUGCCUAAAGAGCUCAAAGACCUCCGUAACCUUCGUCAACUGAAGGUCAUGCGCUGUCCGAAUUUAGAAAAAUGGUGUGAAAAAUAUGCUGACGAUGAUCAGGAACUAGCAAUGUCACACAUCCCUAAUAUCUGGAUCGGCAACCGAGAGAUAAAGCGAGAUGGGCAAGAAAUCUCUGGACAUGAAGUUCCACGAAGAGCAGCGGCGGAAUGACGCAUCAGGCCUGAAGGAUUCGACUGUAGUGUAAGAGUUGCUGAUAUCAAUCUCCACCAUCCAUCAAAUGAUACUCCUCUUCCAAUCAACACUGAUGCCCGAAAGUCAUAACAGUCGGUAAGGGGUGGCUGUAGGUAGAGCAACCAUAGAGGUUUGUUACCACACUUUCUCCCUCAUUUAUUUUGGAUUUCAAGGCAUGUAUGCCAAUGUGUGUUGGUGUGAAACUCUUUAACUCCAAGGACAGUAUACUUUGGAUUUUUAAGGCAUGUAAUAGUGUGAAACUCUCAACUCUAAGGGCAUGUGGCUAAAGGUGGAGCAACCAUAGAGGUUUGUUUCCACAGUUCUCCCUCAUGUAUUUUGGAUUUCAAGGCAUGUAUGCCAAUGUGUGUUAGUGUGAAACUCUUUAACUCCAACGACAGUAUACUUUGGAUUUUUAAGGCAUGUAAUGGUGUGAAAUUCUCUACUAAAAGGACAGUAAGACUGUAAUA
Molecule: messenger RNA, 3863 nt
Organism: Magnolia sinica
Lineage: Eukaryota; Viridiplantae; Streptophyta; Magnoliopsida; Magnoliales; Magnoliaceae
Product: putative disease resistance protein RGA3
Exons: 3
Coding region: 103-3375 (1090 amino acids)
Biological process (GO): defense response to other organism
Molecular function (GO): protein binding; ADP binding
Source: RefSeq, a predicted model, not a curated record